Molecule: messenger RNA, 779 nt
Organism: Varanus komodoensis (Komodo dragon)
Lineage: Eukaryota; Metazoa; Chordata; Lepidosauria; Squamata; Varanidae
Product: glutathione S-transferase theta-1-like
Exons: 5
Coding region: 33-761 (242 amino acids)
Biological process (GO): glutathione metabolic process
Cellular component (GO): cytoplasm
Molecular function (GO): glutathione transferase activity
Source: RefSeq, a predicted model, not a curated record
UGGUCCUGCGAGCGGCGGAGCCGCGCCUCGCCAUGGUGCUGGAGCUCUACCUGGAUCUGCUCUCGGAGCCCUGCAGGGCGGUCUUCCUCUUCGCCAAAAAGAACAACAUCCCCUUCAUGAUGAAGAGCAUCGAGAUGCUGAAGGGACAACAGUUCAGUGAGGAAUUUAACAAGGUGAUCAUCCUGAGAAAAGUGCCAGUUCUAAAGGAUGGAGAUUAUACCUUAGAAGAAUGCACAGCCAUUCUUCUCUACCUGACCAGGAAGUACAACACACCCAGUCACUGGUACCCACCUGAUAUGAAGAAGCGAGGCCGGGUUGAUGAGUACCUGGCCUGGCAACAUACCACCAUCCGGGCCAGUGCUUCCAAAAUCUUGUGGCUCAAGGUGGUGAUCCCCCUCUUCCUUGGUCAGCAAAUACCCCCAGAAAAGCUGCAUGAUGCAGUGGAGGACCUGAACCUUGCCCUGCAAAAGCUGGAGGAGAAGUUCCUGCAGGACAGACCCUUCAUCAUUGGCACAGAAAUCUCCCUGGCUGACCUGGUAGCCAUUGUGGAGCUCAUGCAGCCCAUGGGAGCUGGCUGGGAUGUCUUUGAAGGGCGCCCUAAACUUCAGGAGUGGUGCAAAAGGGUUGAGGUAGCCCUGGGAAAGGAGCUCUUCAUGGAAGCACAUUCACGGAUCCUGAACACCCAGGAGCUGAGGAACAUCAGCAUUGACCCACCACUGAAAGCCCAGAUGAAGCCUAUACUCUUGAAGAUGCUGAAAUAAACUUAGCUCAUCCCUGCA